CAAAGCCGCUUUGAUCCUGAUCCAUAUAACACAAUAGGCUCCAGUGUUAAUCAAAGCACGUGCAUGCUUUCUCUCUCUCACACACAGAGACUUCUAACCAUUUUUUUAUACCGACCAAACAACUUGACAUGCACACACACAGACACCUUGGCACAGUAGCCCAGUUUGAAGUGGGAAAAGGGUGAGAGCCAGAGGUGCCAAAGGUGGAGGAGGUGGAGGAGGAGGAAAAGAGGGGUGGUCCGAGACAUUCACCCAGGUUUUGACUCUCCACCCCCCCCUCACUAGAAGAGGCCACUCUCCCUGCAGGAAACCUCUAGCAGCUGGUCAUCCCGCUGAGCAGGUCUCUGCGGUGCACUUCAGAGUUCUCCCCUCCAGAGAGGACGAGGGAAGGAGAGGGACGCUGGACGGCACUGUACUGUUUGGUGUAGGUGGUUAGGGAGAUUACUUCUGACAAGCCACUGGACCCUUGGACCACAGAUUUGCACCUGCAUCAGUGCACCAGCUUAACAAGAUCCUCUUCCUCCAUAAACACAUCUGACGACCAGGAGACCAAGCCUGGUAGCAGUCAGUUCAGAGCUGAAGAUAUCUGCGUGAAGCUUAAGUUCCAGUAUACAACCGUACCGCCCAACAGGAUGAGGUUUGAGAGCAUCCUGGCAGAGACGGAUGGAUUUGGACGAUUUCAGAUCGCCCUCAUCACACUGAUGGUGAUCCCCCGCAUCACGCUACCCUGUCACUUCCUGUUAAACAACUUCAUAGCAGCCACACCGCCACAUCACUGUGACAUCAACCAUCAUCUGCAUACUGAGGGCGUCUUUGGGAGUCUCACUGGUGAGCAGAUACUGGCUGUCAGUAUUCCAGCGAAGGCAGACGGGACACCCUCUUCCUGUCUUAUGUACUCAGAGCCCCAGUUCCACCUGCUGUCCAACUCUUCCAACGCCACUGACCUUCCCACAGAACGAUGUCGGAAUGGAUGGGCGUAUGACAACAGCACUUUCAAAAGCACCCUGGUUACAGAGUAUGAUCUGGUCUGCGAUAAGAGAGGGCUGACAAAAGGCUCUGCGACCAUCUUUUUCGUUGGAGUCAUGCUUGGGGCAGUAUUCUUUGGUGUCCUCUGUGACAAGUAUGGUCGCAGGAGUAUGUUACUGGUGUCCUACAUCUCGGCUAUCAUAUUCAGUCUGAUCAGUGCCCUAUCAAACAGCUACAUCAUGUUUGCUGUGUUUCGAUUCCUCACUGGCUUUGGAAUAACAGGAAUUAGCAUUAUUUCCAUUGUCCUCAGUGUGGAGUGGGCAGAUAUAGAGCAUCGGACAUUUAUUGGCGUGUUUGGAAGUGUAUCCUGGACGCUAGGCAACAUGAUGCUUGCGGGAAUUGCAUACUUGGUCCCUGACUGGAGAAUGCUGAUUAUCACGGUCACCGCUCCUCUAGUGCUCGCAAUCAUAACUUGGUGGUGGAUCCCGGAAUCAGCCCGCUGGCUGAUAGCCAAUGGGAAAACAGAACGAGCUCACUACUUCCUGCAAAGGUGUGCCACCAUUAACGGCAGAAAAGAAUUCUCCUCCAGAAUUAAGCCAGAGACUUUAUCGAGUGUUGUAGCAGCGGACCACCAGAACCGCAGCUUCACAUAUCUGGACCUCAUCAAGACCCCUCGCAUGAGGAGACUGACUGUGCUCACAGGCAUUGUGUGGUACGGAGUUGCAUCUACAUACUAUGGCAUCAGUUUGAACAUCACUGGCUUUGGACUGGACCUUUACCUGACCCAUUUUAUCUAUGCAUCUAUCGAGCUUCCCGCCAAGUUUCUCAUCUAUUUCAGUCUGAAUAUCAUUGGCCGCAGAUACAGCCAAGCGGGCACCCUUCUGCUCACAGGGAUAUGCAUCCUGAUAAACAUCUUCACCCCCAAAAGUUUUUGGAUGUUUCGCACCAUUGUAGCAGUGUUGGGAAAAGGUCUUUCUGAAGCUUCCUUCACCACAGUCUUCCUCUACACUACGGAGUUGUUUCCCACAGUGGUCAGACAAAAUGCUGUUGGCUACACCAGUUUCAUGGCUCGUCUGGGUGCCUCCAUCUCGCCUCUCAUCAUGCUGUUGGAGGAUGUGUGGAAGCCUCUCCCUGAGGUGGUGUUUUGCUCAGUGGCCAUCGUGUCUGGACUAGUGGCUUGGCUUCUACCCGAAACCAACAAUGCACGGCUGCCUGAGACCAUUGAAGACAUUGAGCAAACCAGAAAAAGAUCCAUCUGCAUGUCCUCUCAAGACGGGGGGAAACUAAAGCCAGAGCCGGAGCCACUAAAAGCACACAAGGGGUCAGAGGUCAAUUCAGAAAAAUCAACCAUGAUGGAGUCAUGAUAGUGCAUCGGUCUUACUAUAGACCCUCCUGAGAUGUUUUUAUUGGUAGGUGAUGAGAUUAAUAAAAUAUUUUAUCACUGAUUAAAAAAA
Molecule: messenger RNA, 2420 nt
Organism: Clupea harengus (Atlantic herring)
Lineage: Eukaryota; Metazoa; Chordata; Actinopteri; Clupeiformes; Clupeidae
Gene: slc22a7b.4
Product: solute carrier family 22 member 7b, tandem duplicate 4
Biological process (GO): transmembrane transport
Cellular component (GO): membrane
Molecular function (GO): transmembrane transporter activity
Source: RefSeq, a predicted model, not a curated record